Molecule: messenger RNA, 1863 nt
Organism: Triticum turgidum subsp. durum (durum wheat)
Lineage: Eukaryota; Viridiplantae; Streptophyta; Magnoliopsida; Poales; Poaceae
Source: the annotation of a GenBank genome assembly
AUGUCCCAGCUGAGGGGUCUUGAACUCGGCGGCAACCCGCUCGGCGGAUCGAUCCCGCCAGUUCUCGGCCGGCUCGAAAUGCUACAGCGCCUUGACAUCAUGAACGCCGGGUUGGUUUCCACUAUUCCACCCGAGUUGGGCAACCUUGGCAAUGUCAAUUCCAUGGAACUAGACAUGAACCAGCUCACCGGUGUCCUGCCGCCGGAGUUGUCCGGGAUGCGCCAGAUGCGUGAAUUUGGCACAUCAUCGAACAAACUCACCGGUCAGAUUCCACCGGCUUUAUUUACGAGCUGGCCAGAGCUCGUAUCAUUCCAAGUGCAGAACAACUCGUUUUCAGGGAGGAUCCCACCGGAGCUCGGCAAGGCAGCCAAGCUGAAAAUCCUGUAUCUCUUCAGCAACAAUCUUGUCGGCUCUAUCCCUGCAGAGCUGGGCGACCUAGUGAGCCUGAAUCACUUGGAUUUGUCGGUGAACUCUCUCACGGGACCGAUCCCCAGCUCGUUCGGGAAUCUCAAGCAGCUCCUGAGGUUGGCGCUCUUCUUCAACCGGCUCACCGGCACGAUCCCAAUGGAGAUUGGCAACAUGACAGCGUUGCAAGUCUUGGACAUCAACACCAAUAGUUUGGAAGGCGAGCUGCCCACCACCGUCACAUGGCUCAGUAAUCUCCAAUACCUUGCCCUGUUUGACAACAACUUCAAUGGCACCAUACCGCCGGACCUCGGGAAGGGGCUGAACUUAACUGACGUGGGUUUCGCGAACAACAGCUUCUCCGGUGAGCUGCCGCAGAGACUGUGUGAUGGCCUCACGCUGCAAAACUUCACGGCGAACCACAACAACUUCAGCGGCAGGCUGCCGCCCUGCUUGAAAAAUUGCACGGGGUUGUUCCGGGUGCGGCUGGAAGGCAACCAAUUCACUGGCAAUAUCUCAGAGAUGUUUGGCGUCCAUCCCAGCUUGGACUACUUGGAUGUCUCGGGGAAUCAGCUGACAGGGAACUUAUCAUCUGAUUGGUCACAAUGCACCAAUCUUACACUCUUAAACAUGAACGGUAAUCGAAUAUCUGGCAAUAUUGAUGCAACCUUCUGCGAAUUGAUCUCUCUCCAUUCUCUGGAUCUAUCAAAUAACCAAUUCACUGGGGAGCUCCCAAGUUGCUGGUGGAAACUCAAAAGUAUGUGGUUAAUGGAUUUGUCCAACAACGGUUUUUCAGGUGAACUUCCUAUAUCAACAAGCUUGGGCCUUGAACUCCAGUCACUUCGUCUUGCUAACAAUAGCUUUCUUGGAGUUUUUCCAUCUAUAAUUGAAACCUGCAGAGAUCUUGUCAUCCUAGAUCUUGGGAACUACAAGUUCUUCGGUGAUAUCCCCUCUUGGGUUGGAACGAGUGUUCCUCUUCUAACAGUUCUGAGCCUCCCAUCCAACAAUUUCAGUGGUGUUGUUCCACCCGAGUUAUCCCAACUUUCUUAUCUGCAAGUACUGGACCUGUCCAGCAACUCCUUCUCAGGUGAGAUCCUCACGGCCAUGCCAAACCACAAUUGCUCUCUCGAGUCAUUUCAUCUCGCCGGCAAUGGCUUCGUGGGUGCCUUCCCACCGUACCUACGAGGCUGCAACUCCCUGGCCACCCUGGACAUCGGGAACAACCGGUUCUUUGGUGGUAUCCCCACAUGGAUCGGGAAUCAGCUUCCAUCACUGAAAAUCCUUAGACUCGGAUCAAACAAUUUCACCGGAGAAAUCCCCACGGAGUUAUCAAGGCUUUCGCAACUUCAGCUGCUCGAUAUGGCCAACAAUAGCUUGAUAGGAUCAAUUCCAGUUGCCUUUGGCAACUUGACCUCCAUGAGGCAUAAUGUUCCCCCAUUGGUCCGACCGAGUGGAUGA